Molecule: messenger RNA, 3568 nt
Organism: Paramisgurnus dabryanus
Lineage: Eukaryota; Metazoa; Chordata; Actinopteri; Cypriniformes; Cobitidae
Gene: tmem145
Product: transmembrane protein 145
Biological process (GO): G protein-coupled receptor signaling pathway; response to pheromone
Source: RefSeq, a predicted model, not a curated record
GUGCAUUCGCGAGAAUAACGAGGACGCGCAUCUGGCAGCCACACACACAGGCAGAUAUCUCCGUAUAGUCGCUGCUCACACUGAAGGGAGACGAAGCGGUGCACAGGUAAAAUGGAGAAAGUGUUAGGGCUCGCCGUGGUAUCCAGUAUUUUAUGUGUCGGCUCGGUUUUUGGAAAAUACGUCAGGGGUAUCGUGAAUACAAAAGAGGACUGGGUGUUUUUAACAAGGUUUUGCUUUUUAACUGAUUUCGGCCGAUUGGACUUUAGGUUCCGAUACCCCAAGUCCCGCUGCUGUCAGAACAUAUUGCUCUACUUUGAUGAAAGCUCUCAGUGGCCAGCUGUGUACAAGAGUACAGACAAGGACUGUUAUCAAAAAGAAUCCGUAUUGCGGCCUGAAAAUAACCAGGUCAUCAACCUGACCACCAGCUACACCUGGUCUGGCUGUGUGGUUGAAAGAGAGGGUAAUGAAGACAUGCUGAGUUGUGUAGGAGGUCGAAGUUUUCGUUCUGUAAGAGAGAGAUGGUGGUACAUUGCACUCAGCAAGUGCGGGGGAGAUGGGCUGCAGUUGGAAUAUGAAAUGACAUUAACCAAUGGACAGUCGUUUUGGACACAGCAUUUCUCUGCGGAUGAGUUUGGCAUCCUGGAGACCGACAUCACAUUCCUGGUUAUAUUUGCUGCUGUGUUUACACUGUCUUGUUACUUUGCUUAUAAUUUAAAGGGAAGACAGCUGCUCCAUACAACCUAUAAGAUGUUUAUGACUGCGGCUGGAGUCGAGGUGUUGAGCCUGCUCUUCUUUUGCAUUUACUGGGGCCUUUAUGCCAGAGACGGUGUUGGGAAUGGCAGUCUGAAGAUAUUAGGGAAAUUACUCUUCUCUGUAAGCUUCCUGAUUUUUCUGCUUAUGCUGAUUCUCUUGGGAAAGGGAUUUACAGUUACCAGGGCAAGAAUAAGCCACAGUGGAUCUGUAAAACUAUCCAUUUACAUGACAGUGUACACCAUCACCUACAUCAUUCUCUUUAUUUACGAAGCAGAGUUCUUUGAUCCAGGCGAGGUGCUUUACGCUUAUGACAGCCCUGCAGGGUAUGGUCUAAUGGGUCUGCAGCUUCUCGCAUACGUAUGGUUUUGCUAUGCUGUGUUGGUGUCCCUCAAACACUACCCUGAAAAACAACCUUUCUACAUCCCAUUCUUCACUGCGUACACUCUGUGGUUUUUCGCUGUACCUGUCAUGGCUCUGAUUGCCAACUUUGGCAUCUCUCGCUGGGCCAGGGAAAAGAUUGUGAAUGGCAUCCAACUUGGCAUUCAUCUCUAUGCUCAUGUUGUCUUUCUGGCCAUUACACGUCCAUCAGCAGCCAAUAAGAACUUCCCUUACCACGUACGGACGUCUCAGAUAGGGAUCCUUCUGUCCAGUCCUAAAGCCAUGGGGGCAGAGAGCUUCCCGCACCAUGCCUAUGGGAACAGCUCCUUCCUGGGAGAUUCUCAGCCAAACUUCACAGAGCUCUUUUCCAUUCAUUCAGACCCUGUUAAGACGAUAGAUGAGUCUGUGACCCGGAAGGGACAGGAAGUGCCAAGGAACAGUGAGCAAAAGAUCAUCACAACAACAGCAGACCUGUCGUCCACAUUUACCGCUCUUCCUCCUCCCAUACCGCCACGUAGCUCCGCCCACUCCCCCCCUCCGCCUCGGUUAACGUCACACUUCACUGAGUAUUUUAGUAUGCAAGGGGGUACAAAGAUGGGAUUCAAUGCCUAGAGGAGGCUGUAGGGGAAUGGGCAAAUAGAGAAGGGACACAUCUUAUAGGUGGAAAAGUGUUAAAUAUUUCAAUAGAUUAGGUUAAGGCAAGCGUGAAAAUGUGAAGCCAUUUUCAAAAAGUUACCAAAACUUCUGUACCUUCGAAUUUGUGAAGAGAAACGUGAGCUGCUUAAAUGAAUAGACAGGGAGAUAGAGAGGGCAGGAACCCGCUCACUCACCGCCUAAAAAAUAAGAAGCAAUAAAUAUUUCAGCGAGAGUCCAGAGAGUCAUUGGAGAGACCGAGAUAUAGGCAUUGCAAUAGAGUGACAGUAGACAAUGGUGAAUCUAGAGUAUAGUUAUUUAAAGCUUAAUGUGAAUAGGAUAGCGAUGUGUACAGUAACAGUACAGUACAAUGAACUCGUCACAUAUUUUUAAUGCUUCAUUCAUUUCAAGUGGUGCCGUUAAUGUGUUAAUUUACAUUACAUACUAAAAAACAAGUCCUUACCUGAUAGUGACACAUUUUUUAUGUUUUUUCAGAAUUUAUUUACACAUUUUGUCUGUAAAGUUCAAAUACUUAUGAUGAUUUAUAUUUUUAUUCACAUUGAAUAUAGUAAGAUACUUUGCAAACAUAUUAAACUACAAGUUAACUGUGGACAACUAGGCAGUAUUUGUAUACCAUGCAUGUGUGUGCUUUAUCUACAGCAUCUUCUGAUAUAUUUCAUGUAAUUUCAGAAAUGGCAUUCUCAACGGUGUAUGUCUUUUUUUGUAAAACAUGAGCAAAUAGAUUGGUAUGCAGUAUUAACCAUAAGUAAGCAAUUUGUUGGUUGAUACAAAAUGUGUUAACACUGUAGCCCUUUUACAAAUCAAAUACAGCAUCCACUGAGAUUCUUGAAUUGGGUACAUUCUCUAAGGAGUACAGGAAUUUACAUGCAGCACUUAAAUUGGUUUCAAGGCUUCAAAAACAAACAUGUAAACUCGACUGAUCUAUUCACAGUAUGAGUUUACUGAGUUUAGAUACGUUUGUUACACAUUUUAACACAAAAUAACAGUAAAAUAGUUAUUUUCAGUGGACGUGGAGCAAUGACUUUUAUUCUAUCAGUGAGUAGAAAUAAAUGUCAGGUAGAUUAAUUUAGUCCACAUGGGGUUGUUGUAAGGUACUCAAGUGUCCUAUGAUAAUAUAACCACUCUUACAGAUACAUUUUGUAUUAACUGCAUGGAGCACUUUACUGUUUGUACUUAUGUCAUGACCAUUAGUGACCCAUGCAAAUGCAGCCAUAAUGCAAUACAGUGAAUUGCCCACUGUUUGUAAUGUACAGAUAAGGUGUGUCAAAUGUUUUAUCUGUCAAAUCCCGAUUACCACUAUUGUAUUUAUUUUCGUUAUGCAUUUUAGUAUAUACUACAGAGAGUCCAUCUGGAAAUAACCUGCUUUAAAUACAACAUUAUGUUAUGUACAUAAUGGCAGAUUUAAAUUUGUUUAAAAGGUAGAACCAUACUUGAAGAUUCAUUAAAUAUUUAUUUUAAACCAUUGCCCUUUUAUACAUGCUAAACCUGGGCUAACUGGAAGCCGCAAGAAAGCAGGUGACAUUAAGAGGCUUUGGCAUGAUUUUUUAUCUAUUGAGUGAGUGUGCACACAAAGCAGAGAGAGAGCACACCUUUUGAAUGUAUAGCACAGCACAUGGAAAGCACAGAGAGAGCAAGUUAAGCACAUUUCUGUUGCACUGUUCAUACUGAAUGAAAUGCAUUUCAUGAAGUGUCAAAUGCCUUGGCAGUACAUACUCUUUUGCCAAAUUAAAAUGUUCUGUUUUACUAUAAUUGCAUAUUUGUCUGUUUUGUUUUCCAAUUAAAU